This is a messenger RNA of Loxodonta africana (African savanna elephant), 797 nucleotides long. RefSeq names its product ankyrin repeat domain 33 (gene ANKRD33). NCBI's taxonomy places the organism in Eukaryota, Metazoa, Chordata, Mammalia, Proboscidea, Elephantidae. The coding region runs from base 42 to 797 and encodes 251 amino acids. Gene Ontology annotation, molecular function: protein binding. The transcript has 4 exons. The record is from RefSeq and is a predicted model, not a curated record.
AAGCACAGGGUCUGAGCUUCCCCACCCCCCAGACAGGCCUCAUGGUCGCCUGCUACCGCGGCUUUGGGAGUGUUGUGGCCCUGCUCAGCCACUGCCCUUUCCUCGAUGUGAACCAGCAGGACAAAGAAGGGGACACAGCCCUCAUGCUGGCUGUCCAAGCAGGCCACAUGCCCCUGGUGAGUCUCCUGCUCAACUACUAUGCGGGCCUGGACCUGGAGCGCCGGGACCAGCGGGGGCUCACGGCUCUGAUGAAGGCCGCCAUGCGAGACCACGCUGAGUGUGUGGCUGCCCUCCUCAUGGCAGGUGCUGACCUGACAGCAGUGGACCCUGCUCGGGGCAAGACAGCCCUGGAGUUGGCAGUGCUGACCGACAGCUUCAGCACAGUGCGGAGGAUCCGGCAGCUGCUGCGGCGGCCCCGAGUCGAGCAGCUCAGCCAGCAUUACCAGCCUGAGUGGCCAGCCUUGCCCAAGCUCGUGGCCCAGGCCCAGACUGCCCCGUCCCUGUUAGAGCGACUGCAGGCCACGCUGAGCCUACCCUUCUCCCAGUCUCCUCAGGAGGGGGGUGUCCUGGACCACCUCGUGACCAUCACAACCAGCCUGGCCAGUCCCUUCCUCACCACUGCCUGCCGUACCCUGUGCCCUGACUGCCCACCUGCACUGGGCACCCGAAGUGUGUCCGUGCCAGAGCUGCUAGAGCAAGCAGGAGCCCAAGCCUGCAGGGCAUCGCAGCCUGGCACUUCCUGUCUGGCGCUACCAGGAGCUCAGGAUGGAGAGGAGGAGGCAACAGGAGGAGGCUAG